AUGCAGUGGGUUGUGUUGCUCUGUUUUAUUGGAUUAACGAAAGGUGCCAAAGGUUACCAAAAUGUAACAAUUGAUGCUGUUCCCCUUCAAAUUAGGCAAUUCAAGACGGAGCAUCCAUUGCCGAUCGGUGUCUUAACAACUACAGUCGGAGCUCCAAUAGACAUAAGGAAUACUAAAAGCGAAAACUCUGAUGUAUUUGUGAAUGAUUAUUUCUACGACUCGCAGUUUCAUAUCGACUUCGAAAGAAUUGCAGAGAGAGUCGUACAUUCUAAGGCGAUUGGUGCAUUCGGAUAUUUUGAAGUAACUAAUGAUGUGUCCGAAUAUACGAGUGCUGAUACUUUUAAUGGAAUCGGAAAGAAAACACCAGUUUUUGGAAGGUUCUCUACGGCAAGACAAAACCUAGGUGGCCCUGAACUUGGUAGAGAAAAUAAAGGGUUAUCCCUCAAGAUGUAUACAAAAGAAGGCAACUUGGACUUUCUCUGUUUGCACACUCCUGUUUUUGAAUAUAUUGAUCCGGUUGAUUUUACUCCCUUUGUUCGAGCUAAUCGAAGAAACCCUAAAACAAAUAUGUUUGAUAUGACAAUGGCUUGGGACUUUUUAACGCUAAAACCGACAGUUCUCCACCCCCUCCUUUGGCGGUUUUCAGAUUAUGGUAUUCCUUACGGUUACAGAAAAAUGGAUAUUUUCCCGAUACACGCAUAUGAACUAAACAAUAAACAUGGUGAUCGAUAUUUAGCGAAAUUCAACUUUCGAACGGAACUAGGCUUAGACAAUCUUACUAACGCUGAAGCACAGGCUAUAGCCAGUCAAGAACCAGAAUUCUUUUCUAAGGACUUAUACAAUGCUAUUGCAAACAAAAACUACCCAUCGUGGAGGUUGGAAAUAGAUAUAAUGCCCCUUGAACAAGCUAAAAAACUUGAUUACAAUCCAUUUGACGUCAACAGGCUGUGGAAAAGGGGAACUUUCAAAACUGUCACCAUAGGACGAUUAGUUUUUGAUAAACACUCAGACAAUCACUUUAGAGAUACAGAACAAAGCGCUUUCAGUCCUUCUAAUUUGGUGCCAGGUAUUCCUGGGCCAGCUGAUCUAAUGUUUAAAGCUCGGAGGGCAGCCUAUAUACAUGCACAUGCAAAUCGUGUGGGAAUCAAUGUUGAAAAUGUCAGAAUAAAUCGACCCAUAUAUAGGAAAACCUAUGUGCGCGAUGGCUCCCCACCAGUAACAGAUAAUAUGAACGAUGCACCGAAUUACUAUCCAAAUACAUUUAAUGGUCCUGUUCCUAUUGUUGAUAAGAGUCGACCUAGUGAAAAAUUAAUAGUUCUCGAUAAAACUUCAAUCGAUUUUGAGCCUUUAUCAUAUUUUUACAAUCAUAUUUUAGAAAAUGAUGCACACAGACAAAGAAUGGCUGACAAUACUGCAGCAUCGCUAGUCCUAGUCGAUAUAGAAGUCGUGAAGAAAUCAAUAAAGCUACUUUAUCUUGCAGAUCCAGAUUUAGGAAGAAAAGUAACUCAAAGUUACAAGGAACAGCGGAGGAUAGCAAACGCUGCUGCAAAAUUAGAUGCUAGAACAAGAUAUCAGCCUAUCGCUCAAAGUAUAAGUGAAUUAAGCCAAUACAUUUUAAAAGCAACGAUAAACUUGUAA
Molecule: messenger RNA, 1638 nt
Organism: Diatraea saccharalis (sugarcane borer)
Lineage: Eukaryota; Metazoa; Arthropoda; Insecta; Lepidoptera; Crambidae
Source: the annotation of a GenBank genome assembly